Molecule: messenger RNA, 1813 nt
Organism: Macrobrachium nipponense
Lineage: Eukaryota; Metazoa; Arthropoda; Malacostraca; Decapoda; Palaemonidae
Product: beta-1,4-glucuronyltransferase 1-like
Exons: 5
Coding region: 461-1813 (450 amino acids)
Biological process (GO): protein O-linked glycosylation via mannose
Cellular component (GO): Golgi apparatus
Molecular function (GO): glucuronosyltransferase activity
Source: RefSeq, a predicted model, not a curated record
AAUCCGAAAAACAUUAAACGAGGUAGAAAGAUGAACUACCUUUGAAAGAAGAAAAAUUCAAACCAUUAAAAAAAUACUUACAUUCAACACUAAAACUUGACAUAUUGAAGUUGGUUACGAGAGAGUGAACUCUCGCGUAAAUCGAAUGAAACACCAAUAAUUUGGUGAAUGUAUUAAGUUUAAUGUCUAAUGACAACGUAAGUACUGUCUCAAAUUCUCUAGUUGGUUCUCUAAACAAAGUUACGCAGUCUUUCUGUAGUCCUUGUUUUCAUAAAGCACAAGAAUCUAGAUAUACCUCUAAGAAAGGUUUGUUCAUCUUGAGAGAAGCUGUUGAAAACAAUAAAACAUUUAAGGAAAUUCUCAGCAUAAAUCGAGCUAAACCGUGAAUGCACCAGUUCACUGAACCAUAAUUCUACUCACGAACAGAUAUGACAGAUAAAAGCCAACCAAGAACUGAGAAAUGCUGAAAGCAAUUCUAAGAGCAAAACCAAUAAGGAAUUUCCUUCUGUUGGUCAUAAUUCUACUGGUGGCAUUACAUCAUCAUCUUUUCAACAGUCUGAACAAUCAACCUGAACACGUCGAGAAAAAAUCGAAUAUUUUGUGUAAGGAAUCCGAGCUUUCGCUAACAUCAAAAAAUGAGGAUCGGCCAAUCUACAAUUCACAUCAGAAUUUCGUACGAGUCGCUGAGAUCAGGAGUGUUAUGAGAGAAAAUCCGCCAUUACGAGGAGCUGUUGGGACUCACGUGAACACCGCCAAUGUUGUCCAACACAGCCACGUGUGGGUCGGGGAUAAAUGGCACGAGCUAUCAGCACAAUCAAGAGUCUGUAUGGCCACGCACACAACCGUGGAAUAUCUAUUUUGGGUGGCCUCCCAGAGCUGGAGUGGCCCAAUGUCCAUCGCCGUGUUUGCUCCAGGAACCGACUACUACGUGGCCGUGGCUAUGAUUCAUUACCUCAGGAAGUGCUUCCCUUCAGUGCGGGGAUCGGCCAGCUUCCACAUCAUGUACCCGAGGGAGAGGCCUCCUCGUUUCUCAAACCAGUCGGUGACUGAGAAAAAACUUCGAUGCGACGAUCCUGAAGGGGUCAACCAACUCCUCCUCGCACUCCGAAAUGAACCUCCGCUGCGCGUGUACCCUCAGAACCACAACAGGAAUUUGGCCAAGACGAACUGCCCCACUCAUUAUUCCAUGACGAUAGACAUCGAUAUGAUAACUCCUCCGUCCAUGUCGGAAAAUUUGACGAAGUUCUUUGACAGAACUGACGCGAGCAACCCUUGCAAGAAGUGCGCCUUCGUCGUGCCGGUUUACGAGGUUGAAAGCACUGCUAAUUACAGACCGAAAGACAAGCAGGAACUUACUACCCUCAUCAAUAAUCGUCUAGCCCGCCGGUAUCAUAUCAAGGUUUGGUCCCCAAACCAAGGAAACUCCAAGCUCGAUCUCUGGGAGACCGAAGUUCUUGACAGAGAAGAAAAUGAAGAAGAGAUGGGCUACAGAAUUCUCUAUAACAUCACCAGCUACGAGAAAUUCUGGGAGCCUAUUCUGAUCGUACCAUACACCGCUCCCCUGUUUGACGAACGCUUCAUAGGAUAUGGUUACGUUCGUAACAGUCAGGUCUAUGAACUUCAUAGGCGACGCUAUAAAUUCCACGUACUGGACAAUGCCUUCCUUACCCAUCGUGGGUUUCAGUCAACGAAAGAGUACACUUCGUUGAGAAAAGCCCAGAUAGAGGCAAACAGCUUCCGCUUUUCCAGUUUCAAGAAAGAAUUGAAGGUUCGUAUGAAAUAUGAAGCUAGGGAGAAAGAAGCAAGAACUUGA